Molecule: messenger RNA, 4913 nt
Organism: Aquila chrysaetos chrysaetos
Lineage: Eukaryota; Metazoa; Chordata; Aves; Accipitriformes; Accipitridae
Gene: CACFD1
Product: calcium channel flower domain containing 1
Exons: 5
Coding region: 313-837 (174 amino acids)
Biological process (GO): vesicle-mediated transport
Cellular component (GO): membrane
Source: RefSeq, a predicted model, not a curated record
AUGCAAUACGCAGGCAGACGUGGAGGCAGCUCCCACGGCCGCUGGCAUCGCUGCUGCAGGCAGAGACCCUCCAUUGUCAGCCCUGGGGGGGGGCUGCCGGGGGCCAGGCCCUGCAUGGGGGUGCGGGGAGAGGUCCAGCAGCGGCAGGGCUGGGUUUAGGGGCUGUGUCCUGGGCUGGCUGGAGGGGGGCACGGGGGGAGCGUCACUUGGGGGGGUGUGUUUGUGGGGGGGGUGCGUGUGUGCAUCCUGCGCUGCUGGGGCUCAGGCGGGGAGCGGGGUGCUGCCCCCUGACCCCCCGGGAGCAGGGGUGCGAUGAGCUCUCAGGAUGAGCAGUUCCAAGCAGCAGCCCCUGACCCAGCGGCUUCCUCCACCGAUGAUGGCAUGACCUGGUGGUACAGGUGGCUCUGCAGGAUUGCCGGGGUCAUCGGGGGCAUGUCCUGUGCCUUCGCUGGUCUCUGGAACUGUGUCACCAUCAACCCCCUGAACAUCGCGGCCGGCGUGUGGAUGAUGCUCAACGCCUUUGUCCUGUUCCUGUGCGAAGCCCCCUUCUGCUGCCAGUUUAUCGAGUUUGCGAAUGCCGUCUCUGCGAGGGCGGACAAGCUGCGGCCCUGGCAGAAAGCCGCUUUCUACUGCGGGAUGGCUGUGUUCCCGGUCAUGCUCAGCCUGACGUUGACCACGCUCUUUGGAAAUGCCAUUGCCUUUGCCACCGGGGUGCUUUACGGCCUGUCGGCACUCGGCAAAAAGGGAGAUGCCAUUUCCUAUGCCCGUAUCCACCAGCAGCAGAAGCAAAUGGAUGAAGAGAAGCUCACGGGGGCCCUAGAGGGACAGGCUCUCUGAAGCACGUGAGCUCGGGGUAACCUCUCCUGGACACUGAGAUGUUGGUGAAGAUACAGAAAUCCACUCUGCCCUUCCCUCUGCCCGCUCCCCUCCCUGUUACGCCAUGAUUUCCCUGGACACUGCAGCAACUGGAAAUCUCAGGGGCUGGGGCGGGCUGUGCCCUCUUCUCACACCAGCAACACUCAGCGCGUUGGCCCCUCUCUCCUCCUCAACCCUCAACCAAAUAUCUCACAGUCCCCCUAUUUUUUAAUUUUUUUCUUUUUUGCUGCAGAGGUGCUGGCUCUUUGAGUGCUGCUUUACAAGCCUGAAUAGGUAGCCUUUCUUUGGAGUGAUGCCUGAUAACGAGCUGAGGAUGCAGUGCUCAUUUGGGAACUGCUUUCGGGAUGGGGUGAGGAAGGACAGAGCUGACGUGCCAGCUCCUCGCCUGCACUGGUCUCAUGGGAGCCAGGGAGCUGCUGGCCUCAUGCCUGGGGGUAACCUGCCAUUGCACGUUACAUGUUUUUAGUAACGCUCUCUGGUGUGGCCCUUCCCGGGGGUAAUAUACACUAAUCCAGGGUUUAGCAAUACAUGGUGAUGCUUAAGCUUGGUCUUCUUCCACUGAGUCUUUUUAAUAUGGGUCCAGUUAGGCCAGGCACUGAAGGCAUCGCUGCAUGGGAAAGGACUUCCAGCAAAAAACCCACAUAAAGACAACAACCGUCUCUGCAGAGGAGCUGCCAGAGGUGCUGGGGCAGAUCCUGGCACCUACAAAGCACAGUCCCUGCUUCCUCUGGACACAGCUGCAGGCAGUUACUGCAAUUUACUUGAAUUAUAAGAACUAAUUACUUUGUCUUAAUAAGGGUACUUUUCUUAAGCUUCACUCUUUUACUGGGGAAGAAGGGAAGUGAGGUUUUCUUUACCUCAGCUGAAAAAGGGUACGAUUGCUUGAGCCAAGUGGGGUUUUUUUGCUGGUGUAAGGGUUAUUGAUGUGCAACAGCAUCCUUCUGUCAUGAGCCUGGGACUCUGUUAUCUCUCACUCCCUGCAUCUGCUCCUGCUCCCAUGACCCAUCCCUCUACGCAAGGGACCCACUCUCUGCUUCUGUCUGGUACAGCCUUUCUCUUUGGGCUUGUGUUCUUUUUGCAUCAGUCCUGGGCUGAUUUUGUAUGGGAAGGUGGCAUAUCCUUCCUUUGCAAACAUAGAGAAGUCUGCACCAUUUCAGUGUGGAUAGCUGGGAUGUCUUGCUUCUUUAUUCCAGGCUCCAUCAGUGGUUUUUGCAUUAUGUUUUCUGUUUGCUUUGUAUCAAGCAGAACAAAACUGCUUGCUAAGUUCAGGUCCCCCUCUUCUCAUUAUGGUUUCUUCUGGGGGGGUUAAUUUAUUUGAAUUUACAUGAUUGCUUUUUACUUUGAUUAGGAAAAAGGGGAAUAAUUUAUUUUUAGUUAUUUAAGUAUUUUGAUGGGACUCAUUUUCUCUGGACAUAGGAAACAGAGCACUUGUUUCUCCUGUCCUUCAAAGGACCGCCUCAUUUCAUCAGGGGGGCCUCUCUGAACCCAGGGAGAGCCCUGGCUGCUGUAACUGGGAUACCGUAAAAUCCUAUUGCGCCCUUCAGAGUGUUUCUCAUACUUUUGGAAAGUGUAUUGUCCCUUGACCCCUUUGUUGUCUUCUGGGCCACUAGCUUGACAAAGUUGGUUUUCCCCCUUUUCUGGGAGAGAGAAGGGAGGAAAACUGGGCUGUAGCUGCUGGACUGGAGGUUUGUGCUCACUCAGCAGCCAGGGCAGGUAGCGGCUCCGUUCUUACUCUCCUGCCCUGGGAGCUGACCUCCCGCUGCCACCAACACUUUGUGGUCCCAUUUGAAUCACUGGGAUACCCGAGGGGUCGCACGGCGGUCUGAGAAACGCUGCUGGAGGCUGGGUGCUGCCUGUCAGAAGGGUCUGUCCGCCAGCAGCUCUGUGGCUUUUGAGCAGUGUCGUGUUGGAAACUAUCUAUGUAACACGUCCUUCCUCUAGGUACGGUGUGUAUUCACGUUAGUUGAAUGACACCGGAGCAUCCCUGGCAGAGCCUGGGACGGAGCCGCUGCUGGAGGGGAUGGCUGGGUACGGAUGUAGUGUUUGCAUUGCAGCGGGAGCAGAGCGGUCCCUGGAGAUCGGGGGCCUAAGCUGCCAGCUAAUAUUAGCUGUUGUUUCUUCGGUGGAGUUCAGGGAGGUGUGAGGAUUUGCACCGGUCAGGAACACGGCUUGGGUUUAUUUACACGCGCGGGCCCUUGCAGCUGGAUGCUGGGUAGCCGCUUUGUGCUAAGCCCCUUUCCCCCAGGCCUCCGAACAGUGAUUGCUCUGACACCUGCUCGUCUGGGAUGCAGAACGGGCACCGCCAGCCCGGACGCAGCUUGUUUCAAUAAAGGCUGUGCCAUUUCGCAGCCCCCAGCGCUGGGCUGAUCCCUGUUGCUGCAUGCAAUACGUGGGCCAUUGGCCUUUCUCGUGUGUGUGUGUGUGUGCGUGCAGGGACCCCAGCCUCCUGCGUGGGUCCCGCUGCCUGCAGUAAUGGGGUGCUGCAGGAGGAAUACGCUGCAGCCUGUGGGGUACUUCGGUGGUAAUUGCCUCUCUGCUUUUCGAGCCAGCGGUGUCCCUGCGCAGUCCCUUUACUGGGUGGUUCAAGUGCGGAGUCCUGCCCAGCAAACAGGACAUCUGCUUUGAUUUCAGGGGGGUUUGGGGAGUUAAGUAGUGUUUAGUAGAGGAAUGUUGCAGACUGGUGCACGUAGCUACGAGCAUGUCUUUGGUAGUGACUGCUUUGCUCUGUGAGUAGUUCCACAGUAGCUUUAGUGACAGGAGGCGAAAGGCAAAGCAGAGGUGAUAGAAUAACGCUUGCAGGCUGAUCUACGCCCACGGUGAUGAACCACGGAACUGGCAGGACCCUCGCUGGCUUCAUCUGGUUGUCCUGAUGCCAUAGCACAGCAGCAGUCCCUGGGGCUGUUGCAGGCGGGUGCUGCUCCAGGUCACCUUGGCAGCAAGGACAGAAGUCCCUUGGACACCAGCAGUGCUGUCAUGCUGUGUUUUGCGGCAGUUGGGUCUGACACUGGGGCCAAGUCAGCGAACAAUCUGAGCUUCACGCUUUUGUUGAAAAUGGGCCUCAGGGACUCUUCUGUAAGAGCUGAGCUGGAGCCUUUGGCCCCAACGCUUAAAGACACCGGGUCUGUUCAGUGUCUGUGCCUGCUGCAACAGGAGGUAUCUCAGAUCCGUGCUCCGAGAGUGCUGACUCCUGCAGAUGCGUGUCCGGAGUGGGAGCUCUUAGGAAUUUCGUCUGUCUGUGAUGCAGCUGAAACCAAGCCCGAUGCUACCAUCAUUGCAGAUGUGGCUUGGUGACAGCACCCAUGGCUUUUAAGAGUUGUAGUGACAGUUAGUAGAUGGUCUCACCUCCGUGUGGGCAAGAGACUCUUUUUGUGGAGAUAGAAAGGACCUUUAGAGUAGUAGCGUCACGGUAGUCAAUAUGCCCAUUCACAGUGCAUGGUGGUUAUUAAUUGUGUUUAGAGGCGCCAUCAGGGUGCUUGGAGCUGUGUAAGGAUAAAUGAAGUUAAAAGCCCUGCUCUAGAGAUUUUACAGGCUCAACCCAAUCCCUGCUGAUGGCAUCCAGGCUGGAUGGCUAAUCCACGGGGUUUCCAUGGAGGAGGUUCUGCUUGCCAGGUCUUGGAAAAGGCUCUUGGGAGACGAUGGGACAGAAGUUUUGUUAAGUGAGAACUCAAGAGUGGGUGAUGCAUUGACUAUAGUGAAUUGUUGACACCAAGUGUGGAAAGACACCUGGGUACUGGCAGCACAGGUGCACUUAGCAAUGGACUGUUACACCAUUCACCAUGUGAGCUGUGCACUUCUUACCCACGUGCAUUUAUACAGCGUGCAACUUUUCCAUGUCCCAUUCAGUCAUGAAGUUGGCAGCACUUGUGCAUAUUAGCUCCGCUCUCCCCUGGGGCUGUCCAUUGGGUGUGAAGAGAAGAGCAGAAGCUCACUUUCUGCUGCGUACCCAGACCUCGCUGCUCUGGGCAGGAGCUGAUUUUGUAAUACUAAUUGAUUCUCUGUGUGUGCAGUGAAUAAAAAGACCAUUCUACCUCUGGAAA